UAAACGUACGGACGAAUUUGGUUACGGAAGGAUUACGGAGAGACGUGGGCUGCUUUGGUUGGUUGGAGUUUGAUCCCCUCCUGAAAAACCGGAUCAGAUUUUUGAUUUCCACUAGUGCUUUGUGAGUCCGUAAGAGUUUUAUGUAAAAGAUUUAUGUACAUGUAGCAUUACUCAUCUCGCUCUGUACCUGCCGUGCCGCUCCGUGCGUAUGUACGUGUCCGUAGUGUACUCGUGUCGAUCGACGCGCCGCCGUUUCUGCCGCUCCGGUGACGUGCUGCCCUUUACGGGGAGCACCCGUCGCCGCCGUCUCUAUCCGAAUCUUUUUGACAUCAUCAUCCCAGCCCAUACGAAAAGAUCCGAAUCCAUACGGAGCUGCUGGAGGAGUACGCGGCGGCGGUGCGGCGGGUGGCGUGCGGGCUGCUGGAGCUGAUGGCGGAGGGGCUCGGGAUUGAGCCGGCGGACGCGAUCUCCCGGCUGGUGGCGGACCCGGAGAGCGACAACAUGCUCCGGGUGAACCACUACCCGCCGGCCCCGCGGCCGGAGCAGCAGGCGGGGAGGCUGCUGACGGGGUUCGGCGAGCACACGGACCCGCAAAUCAUCUCCGUGCUCCGCUCCAACGGCACCACCGGGCUCGAGAUCGCGGGGCGCGACGGCGCUUGGGCCUCCGUGCCGCCCGACGCCGACUCCUUCUUCAUCAACGUCGGCGACGCCCUCCAGGUGUUGACGAACGGGAGGUUCAGGAGCGUGAAGCACAGAGUGGUGGUGAGCAGCGAGAGGUCCAGGGUGUCCAUGAUCUUCUUGGGCGGCCCACCGCCCGGCGCAAGGCUGGCGCCGCUGCCGCAGCUACUGGGGGACGGCGGCGGCCGGAGCCGGUACAGGGAGUUCACCUGGAAGGAGUACAAGAGCUGCAGCCACAGGGGCAGGCUCGUCGACGACCGCCUCCGCCCCUUCGAGAACUAGCCGCCUCUACCGGCCAGUCUGACGUGGUAGCUACCUUGUGUGUGCCGCGGCCGGUGUGCGUGCGUUCUUCCGCAGGUUGCAGCUCCUUAGUAAUUUGUGAUUAUGUGGUGUUGUCGUGUUGAUAAGGUGCCUAGCUAGGCCUAGUAUACGUGUGUGUGAGAUCCAUAUAGCAAGGAGUACACAGUACUGUGGUU
Messenger RNA from Lolium perenne, 1154 nucleotides. NCBI's taxonomy places the organism in Eukaryota, Viridiplantae, Streptophyta, Magnoliopsida, Poales, Poaceae. The record is from RefSeq and is a predicted model, not a curated record.